This is a messenger RNA of Heterostelium album PN500, 417 nucleotides long. RefSeq lists its product as uncharacterized. The record is from RefSeq and is a predicted model, not a curated record. Lineage: Eukaryota; Evosea; Eumycetozoa; Acytosteliales; Acytosteliaceae. Bases 1 to 417 code for a protein of 138 amino acids. Gene Ontology annotation, cellular component: Golgi membrane. The transcript has 3 exons. Gene Ontology annotation, biological process: vesicle-mediated transport.
AUGGGUGUACACGGAGACAGAGUUUCAAUUAUUUUCACAGUUUUAUCAAUCUUGGUUGGUAUUUUAAUUACUGCCGCCGGAAUUUAUAGUUUUGUCAGUGGAUUCUGGAGAUCUAUUAUCGGUUUCGUACUGGGAAUAUAUUAUAUUAUAUUUGGUGUUAUGAUUGUAUUUUUGGAGAUUUCAUUCCCAGCUCGUAUUCUUUCACUUUUCGGUUUCUAUGCUUAUUGGUUUGGAAAAGGAUUGUUUUUCAUUUUACUUGGCUUGUUAAUUUUGUCAGAUUCAGGCUUCUUUUUAUUUGCAGGUAUUGUCGUUAUAGCAGUUGGUUUGAUACUCUGUAUCAUCCACUUUAUCUCUACUGUCUCACAUCCAAAACCAUUGACCAAUCGUGAAGCUGCACACCCAAGUCAACAGGCAUAA